AAUGCUGGGCUUCUACAAAGGAAUAUUCCCUCCCAUCUUGGCUGAGACACCCAAAAGGGCGGUGAAGUUUUUCACCUUCGAACAGUAUAAGAAGCUACUAGGAUAUGCAUCAUUACCACCAGGACUGGCAUUUGCAGCUGCUGGCUUGGGAUCUGGGUUGACAGAGGCAGUUGUGGUUAACCCUUUUGAAGUCGUCAAGGUCACUUUACAGACAAAUCGGAACGCCUUCGCAGAGCAACCAUCUAGCUUCGUCCAAGCUCGGCAGAUCAUUAAAACGGAUGGUCUGGGCUUCCAAGGACUCAACAAAGGUCUUACUGCAACACUGGGCCGUCACGGUACUUUUAACAUGGUUUACUUUGGAUUCUACUUCAAUGUGAAAAACAUUCUUCCAGUCAAUAAAGAUCCAAAUUUGGAGUUUUUGAGGAAAUUUGGAAUUGGGCUAGUCUCAGGAACAAUAGCCUCAAUUAUUAACAUUCCUUUUGAUGUUGCAAAAAGUAGGAUUCAAGGACCACAGCCAGUUCCUGGACAGAUCAAGUACAGAACCUGUUUUAAAACUAUGGCAACAGUCUAUAAAGAGGAAGGAUUUCUGGCUCUGUACAAAGGCUUGGUUCCCAAGAUCAUGAGACUUGGUCCAGGUGGUGCAGUGAUGCUUUUGGUUUACGAAUACGUUUAUGCAUGGCUUCAGGACACAGUUGAUCACAAGCAGCACGUCUGAAAAAUGUACUCUUUAAAAUUAUUUUCGUUUUACAGUACACUUUAAAAAAGUAAAAGUGAUUCUCA
Merops nubicus (carmine bee-eater) is the source of this 780-nucleotide messenger RNA. It is a transcript of the gene SLC25A21, whose product is annotated as solute carrier family 25 (mitochondrial oxoadipate carrier), member 21. Lineage: Eukaryota; Metazoa; Chordata; Aves; Coraciiformes; Meropidae. The annotation marks the transcript as partial. The record is from RefSeq and is a predicted model, not a curated record. The transcript is spliced from 7 exons.